CUAUAUGGCAAGACCGCCCACUCAUCAGACUUACCAGGCCCGCUCCACCUCCCUCAAUUGUGUAGCGCGGCCCGAGUAUCGUCAUUGAAGCCGAAAUGGGACGCCUCCCAUUGAGAACAGCCAUCGAAGGCCCGCCCGACAGCUUUAGACAGCCCAAUCAGGAUUCUAGUUAAAAAAGAAGGAAGGACGCCUCAAUUUGCCUUCGAACCGCCGACCUCUCUCACAAUGAUAGACACGCCAACCAGUGUGCUACAGAACGAAUUGCUGAUCAAUAAUGCAGCAACCAAUACUUAACCGUUCUCCAACUUCUCUCAAGCUAAGUCAAUUUCACAGAGAUAUAUCUUAUGCAAAGCGAUUCAUUAUUAUUAUGCUAGGCGCUCUCUAUGUUAUAUUUAUACUUUAAAUAUAUUGGGCUCUAGCCACUUGCAUCUUUCUCGGAUACUCGAAGACUCACGCCUCCUGCAUCCGGGCUAGGCUCGAAGAUUCCCGCCUCCGAGCGAUGCUCUCUCCGGAGUAUGCUUCCCGCCUCCGAGCGAUGCUCUCUCCGGAGAAUGCUCCCCGCCUCCGAGCGAUGCACCCUUGAGGGAUUGAUUCAUGCCUUCCGCCUCCGGGAAAGGCUAAAAUACCGCCUCCGUGCGAUACACCCUUCGGGGAUUGAUUCAUGCCUUUCGUCUCCGGGUAAGGCUAAAAUACCGCCUCCGAGCGAUGAACACUUCGGGGAUUGAUUCAUGUCUUCCGCCUCUAAGCAAGGCUCGUAAACCGCCUCUGUGCGAGGCUCCCCCCGAGGAAUGCUUCCCGCCUCCGAGCGAUAUUCCCUCUUUGGAAUGAUUUCCCGCCUCCGAGCAUAGUUCCCUCUCAUGAAGCCAAAGGCGCGAGGCGCUUCCCAGGAAGCCAAGGUGCGAUGCGCUUUCUAGGAAGUCGAGAAGCGACGCGCUUCCCAGGAAGCCGAGGAGCGAUGCGCUUCCCAGGAAGUCAAGGGAGCGACGCGCUUCCCAGGAAGCGAAGGAGCGAUGCGCUUCCGCCUCUUCGGUGAUUAAUUCAUGCCUUCCGCCUCCGGGCAAGACUAAAAAACCGCCUCCAAGCGAUUCACUCUUUGGUGAUUAAUUCAUGCCUUCCACCUCCGGGCAUGGCUAAAAAACCGCCUCCGAGCAAUGCACUCUUCGGUGAUUGAUUCAUGCCUUUCACCUUCCCAAGAAGAGGAGGAGCGAAGCGCUUCCCAGGAAGCCGGGGAGCGACGCGCUUCUCAGGAAGCCGAGGGAGCGAUGCGCUUCCCAGGAAGCGAAGGAGCUAUGCGCUUCCCAGGAAGCCGAGGGAGCGAUGCGCUUCCCAGGAAGCCGAGGAGCGAUGCGCUCCCAGGAAGCGAAGGAGCAAUGCGCUUCCCAGGAAGCCUAGGAGCGACGCGCUUCUCAGGAAGUCGAGGAGCGAUGCGCUUCCCAGAAAGCUGAGCGGCGAUGCGCUUUCCAGGAAGCCGAGGAGCGACGCGACGCGCUUCCCAGGAAGCGAAGGAGCUAUGCGCUUCUCAGGAAGCCGAGGAGCGACGCGCUUCCCAGGAAGCCGAGGAGCGGUGUGCUUCCCAGGAAGCGAAGGAGCUAUGCGCUUCCCAGGAAGCCAAAGGGGCAAUGCGCUUUCCAGGAAGAGAAGGAGCGACGCGCUUCCCAGGAAGCCGAUGAGCGAAGCGCACCCCAGAAAGCCGAAGAAGCACUAAGCUUUCCAGAAAGCUGGAAGACUAAUGCGCUUCUCAAAGGACGAAGUACUAAGCUUCAUAGAAGAGAACAGUUGAUCUUGCCUCACACAAGUAAGACAUUAACAAGACACAUGACUUCCUGACAACAUGGACGCGACAUUGGGGAGACAUGAGACAAGAGCGUCUUGAGUUAAAACUCUCAAGCCGUGGGGGCCACCCUACCUAUGUCGCAAUUAUGGUCCACUAGCGCUAACAACAAUGGACGCGAAGGAACUCUUAACGAUUUGAGAGCUUUGUUUCAAGACAUCGAAAGUCAAGCAAGGGGCAAAAGAAAUGAUUACGCAACUCGCACAAGGGGCAAACCGCAUCAUCCGGAUUCGUAAGUAAGGCAAAUUAAUACACGAUUAACGCAUUAUGUUACUCCUUCCAUUCUUACAUAAUACAAGAAGUAAAGGGGCAAUUGUUGGGAUAUGGAUUAAUAUGCCUACACGACUAUAAACGGGCCCAAGCCCACCGCAAGGCGUCCUGGGCCCAAGCCCACUCAAGGAAGCCCAAACCCUAUAUAAGGAGGCCUAACCCUCCAAACUAAGGAGAUUCUCUUUUCCCUUCCUCACUUUCCCCUAAGGUCUCUCUCUACUUUAUCUCUCUACAUACCAUACACUCUCCUAUAUCGUACUAACUUGGGCGUCGGAGCGUAUCCCGGGGGCCGCACCCCGCCUCACAGGUUCUUUCACUCCCGAGGAGAUCAGACGAGGGAGUCCAAAUCGGAGCCCCAUAACCGCCUAGAACAUUCUAGGCACAAACAAUUGCCUUUGUUAAUAUUCGAUUCGAUGGAAGGGAGGAUGGGAAACAACUAAUGAAAGUGUCCACUUUGAGUGUUUGGAAAAGGGCUAAUACCACUUGCACACCCGAACAAUUAAGAAUGUGUCAAUUGUGUCCUAAAGUAUCUAAUAUGACAUUUGUGUCCCAACCUAUUAUAGUUUUGUGUCAUUUAUGUCCCAAUCAAUUAUAGUUUUAUGUCAUUUAUGUUCUAACCCGAACAAUUAAGAAUGUGUCAUUUGUUAAAUACUAACAGUCAACGCCGGUCAACUCUAACGAAAAAAUAGUUUACGACACAAAUAUCAUAUUGGAUACUUUAGAACACAAAUGACACAUUUUAAUUGUUCGGUUUCCUAGUGGUAUUAUCCCUUUUGAAAAUAACAAGAGAUUGAGUGAGAUACGAGAGUGACCUAGGAAAACUUGGAUGCUAAGUUUGGAUUUAAUUGGAGCUUGCAAGUUGUCAAAGUGUGGACAAUGGCCAAUAGUUGUAGGUUAUAUUCAAUUAAUUUUAAAGUUGGAUUAAUACCUUAUUUUGGCCUGAAUUAUUACCUUAUAAUCAACUUUGGUCUGUGGUUUCGGAAAUUAACAUCCUGGCCUCAACUAUGCAACAUAUGCACUCAAUAGGUCCGACACAUGGUUUGACCGUCAAUUUGGACGGUCAACACGCCAUGUCAUUGCCUUGUCAGCCUAAAAAUCAUUAAAAAAUCCAAAUUCAAAUUAUUUUCCUAAUUUCUAAUAUUUAUCAUUAUCAAAUUAACCAAAAAGUGAAAUUAUAAAAAAUCUAAAAUAAUUAUUUUUUUAUAUUUUUUGGGUAAUUUGAAAAUGAUAAAUUUUAGGACUUUGCUACGGUGACAUGCACUUUUCGGUCGACGUCAUAUAGGAUUAGGUCGACCUAAUAUGUUGUUUCAGUAUAAAAACAGUUUCAUGGUGCCUACUUUGGAGAUUCAUAUCAUACAAUUGGCUAGAUGAAAAUUUGAGAUCAAUGGCUUGUUUUGAAGCUGAAGUGUCCCUCUAGGCCUCUACACAUUAAAAUACUUGGGAGCUCAAUAAAAAGUCCAGAACACC
Messenger RNA from Linum trigynum, 3568 nucleotides. NCBI's taxonomy places the organism in Eukaryota, Viridiplantae, Streptophyta, Magnoliopsida, Malpighiales, Linaceae. The record is from the annotation of a GenBank genome assembly.